ACUGCGCAGACUCCGCCUCCGGAUCCCCAAAAUGGCGCCUCCCAUAACUCCAGGAUUCUAGCGUCAAUUUGUCGAAUAUAAAGGAAGUGGGGACGCGUCCUGUGGGAUUAGAAGAGUAGUCGAGUCGCGUCUUUAUUCUGAAACUGUCGGUGCGGAAGUCCGAUUGUUUUCCGUCGAAGUUAAAGGUGCAAGACACGAAACAGGGAAUGAACCCGACGUAAACUGUGCUCCAUCAAUCUGAAAGGACUUCUGCUUCAAUAAGGUGGAGAAACCCCAGAGUUUGUGUGAACCUGCUGACUAGAAGGCCAACUUGAAGGGAAAUACACGGAGCAUGGAUAACCCCAGCAGUCUGGAAAUCUACAUCCCCGUGGAGGCUGAGGUGAAAAGCAUCCCCCUGCAGAGCUUACCGAGGUCAAUCCUCAGAAGAAUGGGACUCUUCCCCGUUGAUGCCAGGAAACUCGAUGACUCGCCCGACGGCAUAUGGAUUUGUCCAGCGGUAAUACGGAGGAAAGGCCAGAAAGGGUCUUCGCACACGGGAAGCGACGAGGUAGAAAACGUGUCCUCGGCGCUGGGCCCCGACUUCUGGGCUACGCAGGGUCCCAUCCAGAUGUCUUUUGUCGCCUCCAGCCGUACGGCUUACAAGGUGCUGAAAAACGCCUUGCCCGGGAUACCCACGUCGGACACCUCCCUGUUACCUCAGGGCGCGGCAUCUCAGACUAACAAAGAUGCUCUCGUCAUCUACCGCGGACGCAUCUACCUGUCCAGAAAGACCAAUCAGGGCCAUGAUCGACAAAAGGGACAUGAACAACAGUCAGUCUCCCAGUCUUCCAGUCCCUCGACGUCAGACGUGUCACAUAAAAGGCGGAAGAAGGAGCCGCAAAACAACAACAGGCCUAAGAAGAGACAGAAGAGAAACGCCCCGUCCAAAAUAAGGCACGACAGAAACAAAGGGACUGGUGUGCGCGAGGGAAGCGACGUCUCCUCAGUCAAAGCCGUGAGUCCCGUCUCUCAGCCCGCCGACAGCGUCCAGAGCCCGAACAAGGCCAGGACGGAGCACGUGUCGGGUGAAGCGCAGAACCCGAGCUACAAGGAGGCCGAGAGCACGGACCAGAACGAGGAGAACGAUGCGGACGUGCAGAUGGACAGAGGGGAAUUCGAUCAAAGCCUCGGCCUCCAGACGACCAGGACGGAGCCUCUGGACGCAGCCGCUUCCUCUACGUCGCUGCAGAUGGGCUGCGACUUCAACGAGCUGGAGCAGGAGGAGAGGAUCGCUCGGAUGAAGGCCCGACUCAGAAUGACUCUGAAGAACCGGCCGGAGUGACGCCACGUAGGGACGUCAGGUUCUCUGCAGAAAUAUUAGCCUCGAACACAUGUACAUUAGUCUGCUGUUAUUUAUGGGCUUAGGUUUCUGAGCGUAAAACAUCACAACCGCAUCUGUGAAGUGACAAUGACCGACACACACGGACAGGAGAAGCCUAAUCCCAUCGGCUCCCGACGGUGGUUCACGUUCUCUCAUGAUUCAUGAUUCAGGUGCAGAAGGAGAUAAUUCAGUCAUGAUUUUUUUUAAAUUUUAUUUAAUUUUUUGUACAAUAGUAUUCUGGAAAAACAUACCGUUAUAUGUAGACGUUGUCUUUUUAAUUAUAUGUUGCCUUUAUGCUAAUGAGAUGUGAAACAUAGUUAACUGUGCUACUGGAAGUGCGAGCACCACCAACCUUACAAUCAUUCAACAAUCUACUGUAGCACCUGUAGCCACAGGUCGUAGUCUUCAGCUUUCACAGCGUACAUAGUUUGUGUUGUUGAACUUUCGUGUUACGCAAAGAGAUAUUUCUAAUAUUCAUCCCCGCUGACUGAAGCAGCCUCCAAACAACAAAGUGCUAAACAUCAGAGUCUUCGUGGGAGCAGGUGCCCUGGAUUAGCUUCAGCUAGGUGGAGCUGACAGACUGGUUGUUUUCUCUCAUUAAACUUUGUUCCAGCCAA
Mugil cephalus (flathead mullet) is the source of this 1977-nucleotide messenger RNA. RefSeq lists its product as uncharacterized. Lineage: Eukaryota; Metazoa; Chordata; Actinopteri; Mugiliformes; Mugilidae. The record is from RefSeq and is a predicted model, not a curated record. Bases 332 to 1321 code for a protein of 329 amino acids. The transcript has 4 exons.